AUGAGUUGGUGGAUGAUUAUAUCCUUAUAUAUAGUUGAUUCUACUAAGAAUUAUAUCAUUUUCAUAUGGUGGAACGAUCUCUAUAACCCAGUCGAUUAUAAAAAGGAAAAAAAACAAAACAUAUAUCAUUUUGAGUGGAAAAAUGAUAAUGUACUUAUUUUUUUUGUGAUUUAUAUCGAGCGUGGCAACAUAACUGGAUGGAGCAGUACUAAAACCAUACUAAUAAGUGGUAACACAUCAAAUAUAUGUGUGAUGAUAUAUCUUCAAGUGUACCGGUAUUAUAUUAUUAUUGAACAAAACCUAUAAUAUAUUUAUAUAUUAUUUAUGUGUGUUUGUUUUGAGAACGAAAACGAAAUUAUAUAUAAUAUUGAUUGGAAUGUUCCGGAAAAUAUCACAACAAAUACUGCGACAUAUGUGUCACCAAAUCUAUAUACUGGUAUAGAUCUAAUUAAUGAUUCGAUAAGUGGAAAACCUAUUAAUAUAUAUGAUGAGUUGUUAAAACGAAAAGAAAAUGAAUUAUAUGGAACAAAACAUACGAAACAUACAUCAACAAAUCGUUUUGCAAAACCAAUAAGUGGUGAUCCGAUACUUAACCAAUUGGAUUUAUAUGAUAAAUGGUUAGAGAGAAAUAAAGAUAUAUACAACCAAUGGAAUAAUAAAGAAGAAAUCUUAAGUAAAUUGAAUGAAAAAUGGAAUAUUGAACAUGAUAAUAUAUCCAUUGAUGAAGUCAACCCUUUUAAUAAUACACACAAAUUGUUAAAUACCAACGUUUCUAUAGAAAUAAGUAGUGAUAUGACCCCUAGAUCUAAUAUGGAUAUGAGUGGUACUAAUAGAUAUACUUAUUUGGAUGAUAUGGAUUCGUUCGAAAAUAGUAGUGAUGAAAAUUUAUGGUGA
Molecule: messenger RNA, 894 nt
Organism: Plasmodium adleri (nom. inval.)
Lineage: Eukaryota; Apicomplexa; Aconoidasida; Haemosporida; Plasmodiidae
Source: the annotation of a RefSeq genome assembly